Molecule: messenger RNA, 3628 nt
Organism: Drosophila sechellia
Lineage: Eukaryota; Metazoa; Arthropoda; Insecta; Diptera; Drosophilidae
Gene: Pitslre
Product: cyclin dependent kinase 11B pitslre
Exons: 4
Coding region: 688-3495 (935 amino acids)
Biological process (GO): regulation of mitotic cell cycle; protein phosphorylation
Cellular component (GO): nucleus
Molecular function (GO): ATP binding; protein serine/threonine kinase activity
Source: RefSeq, a predicted model, not a curated record
UAGCACGCUGAAUUUCACAUUUCCACCACAAGAAAAAAGAAGAGACAAAAGAAACGCAGACGACCUUUGCUGAAGUGCGUGAGAUACCACCGAAAAAACGAGCUAAAUCACUUAAAUGCUGAUUAACCGCCAGCCAAACGAUUGAAAGCAACGGCAGCCAGGCGAACGCCGCAUAAACCUGCCGACAAUUACGUGAACCAACGCAAGGGCACCCGUGCAAUUGGCAUUUUAAUUGGCGACUUUAGCUGCGAACGGCGCGCCGAAAAUGGUCAAUUCGUCUGGCAGCGAGGAUGGCCAGCUGCGGAGCCCCAACGAUGUGCACUAUCACAGGCCAAAAAGUGUGUACUUGUCCCAAGACCGAGGCGCGCGAUGGCCAACAACAAACCUAAUAAUAAUCGUAAUAAAAGUAAAAAUAAAAACCAACCAAAAAAAAAAAAAAAAACAAAAAUGCUAAAUAAAAACGAACGAAAAAGUGCAAGCUAGAUGCAAAAUUCGAGUUUAAAACUGUGCACCUGCAGUGUCAACGGCAGACGGGACCCAAUCUUCUCAAGCCAACCUACAUUAAUCUCGCUUGACCCGCCGCUGUCAAGUUAAUUGUGUUCCGAGAACCGAAUACAGAAAACCCGAGAUUCGCAAUAGAGAUCCGAUAAGCUCCGAACCGAUGGAUCGAUCAAUUCGAUCCCUCUCAUGUGCUGCUGGCGCCGAGGCGAGGAGGAUGAGCACGAGGUCGACGCUGAUGCUUUGUACAUACAACCACCGCAGGCCAGCCGAGAAUCAGGAUCCGGUUCCAGGCGUGAGAAGAAGAAACAUUCCCGCGAGCGUCGACGCCACAAGGAGCGUGAAGACGUGGGCGGUGCUGCACUAGGACUAGAACGGGAUCAUCGAUAUGACUAUCGGAGCCGGGAGGAGCACUACCACCACCACCAUCGCGAACGGAGCAGCAACGCGGCUGCAGCUUAUGCGAAACACCACCUAGGCCAUGCCUACCAUUACCCUCAGCCGCCUCAACAGCAGCAACAGCCUCUACCGCCGGCGCCCAGCUAUGCUGCCCACCAUUAUCAUCAUCACCAACAUUUAAGUGGAGCUCGACCUUCUCCCCGCGAUUACCAUUCCCAUCCAUCGGGCUAUCAUUCGGGCAGUCGACACGGCGAGUACCCAAUGGAGGAGCCAACGCGACGCAGCAGUAAAUACGAGGAGAGCAAGGAUGCUGAGAGCCUGGAACAGGAUCUGCGAUCGAGGUUGCUAAAAAAGCGGCAUAACUACGUUAAGGAUUAUGAAACGGAGGAGAACUAUGAGCAUCGGGUCGAGAGAAGUGAUCGCCGGGAGGGAGGACGCAAAGAGCGGGAGCGGACUGGGCGAAGUACCCACAAGCAAAACCGUCACGACCGAGUCAUUGAGCUGCUGGACAGUCCUGAGCAGGAGCACCACCAUCAGCACCAGCACAAAUCGCAUCGCAGCAAGUGGCGCGAGGAGGUUGAGGUCAGCAGACGAAAGGUGCCCGAGGACUUGGAGCUGUUGGCUCGCAGGGAAAAACUUCUUGCCGCUGAACGGGAAAGCCGCCAGCGAAAACAGACGGCUCGUGAGGAACUGGAGGCUCGGCGGGAGUUGCUCCGCGAGCGAAACGAGCACAGUGAUGCACUUAGUCCAACAACAGUGGCUGCAAGUGUAACCGCAGGUCUGAACAUUCAUGUGAAGAGGAAGUCCAAGCCGGAUGACUAUGAGAAGGAAAUCAAACUCAAAAAACGGCGGGAGGAGGAUAUCGAGGUUAUCCGAGAUGAUGACGAUGAGGAAAGCGAGGAGAGCGACUCAAACGAGGAGGUUCCUGAGCAGGACAGCGCAGGAAGCGCAACAGAAUCUGGAAGUGAAGACAGCUAUGCUAGCAAAAAGAAGAGCAAGAUUAAAUCCAAGUCUCAAUUGGAAGACGACGACGAGGAUUUACCCUUGCCCGACAGUCCACUUAGCGUGGGUGAGCUAUACAAGUCGCCCAAGCAACGUCAGCGAUCUCGCUCUGUGAGCUCCAAGAGCAGCUCCCAGUCCAGCCGAAGCACUCGGUCCAGAUCCCGUUCUAGAAGUCAAAGCAGCCUGGAGGAUGAAGUAGAUCGGCAAGACGCGGGGGCAGCUGCCUCACCCAGCAGCUGCACGCGUAGCGAGGAACGCGGAAUGACCCAAGAGCAGACGGAAGAGAAGUCCGAGGAGAAACUCAAAGAGAAACAAAAGUCUUUGGAGGAGCAAAUUCCGUGCGAUGACAAGGGCGUUCCCCUGCCCAACUAUUACCCCGGUGUGCAGGGCUGCCGGUCUGUGGAGGAAUUCCAGUGUCUAAACCGCAUUGAAGAGGGAACCUAUGGAGUGGUAUACCGAGCCAAGGACAAAAGAACCAAUGAGAUUGUGGCUCUUAAACGUCUGAAAAUGGAGAAGGAAAAGGAGGGAUUUCCCAUAACAUCACUCAGGGAGAUCAACACUCUUCUCAAGGGUCAGCACCCGAAUAUCGUGACCGUUCGCGAGAUCGUGGUCGGAUCCAACAUGGAUAAGAUAUUUAUUGUGAUGGACUAUGUAGAACACGACCUGAAAUCCCUGAUGGAAACGAUGAAGAAUCGUAAGCAGAGCUUUUUCCCCGGAGAAGUGAAAUGCCUGACGCAGCAGCUUCUGCGGGCGGUGGCCCACCUCCAUGACAAUUGGAUAUUGCAUCGUGACCUGAAAACCUCCAAUCUCCUCUUGUCCCACAAAGGAAUUCUCAAGGUGGGUGAUUUCGGAUUGGCCAGGGAGUAUGGAUCGCCGAUCAAGAAGUAUACCUCACUUGUUGUCACUCUCUGGUAUCGUGCACCCGAGCUGCUUCUCUGCUCGCCGGUUUACUCCACGCCCAUAGACGUCUGGUCGGUGGGCUGCAUUUUCGCCGAAUUCUUGCAGAUGUUGCCGCUCUUUCCGGGAAAAUCUGAAAUCGAUGAGCUUAACAGGAUCUUUAAGGAAUUGGGCACUCCGAACGAGAAGAUCUGGCCCGGAUACACCGAGCUCCCCGCCGUGAAGAACAUGUUGUCGCAGAACUCUCAGUUCACCGAGUAUCCCGUCUCGCAACUGCGCAAGCACUUCCAGGAGAAGACCUCUGAAAUGGGUUUGUCGCUGCUGCAGGGUCUGCUCAUGUACGAUCCGAAACAAAGACUGAGCGCCGACGCGGCACUAAAGCACGGCUUCUUCCAGGAGCUGCCAUUGCCCAUCGAUCCCUCCAUGUUUCCCACUUGGCCGGCCAAGAGCGAGUUGGGAGCCCGUAAGGCGCAAGCCUCGUCCCCCAAACCGCCGUCCGGUGGCUCGCAGUUCAAGCAGCUAGGCCGCGACGAGCCCAUCAUUGUGGGACCGGGAAACAAGCUCUCAUCUGGGAUUAUCACUGGCAACAAGAAGAGCCACGGAGCUGGUGGAUCGUCGGCUAGCACGGGAUUUGUCCUGAACGCUGGACUAACGCAACGCCAGUUGGCCAUGGGACCGGGAUUCAGUCUGAAGUUCUGAUUCUGUGUGUUUUUAGCCCAUUACGAUUACGAUUAAUUGUUAUGUAUAGUUAGCGAUGUAAGUGAAAAAUUUCGUUUAAUUGUAUGUGUAUAAAUAUUGUUCCAUAUAUAAUUUAAAAAGCCAUAUAAAACAA